Messenger RNA from Cervus elaphus (red deer), 2595 nucleotides. It is a transcript of the gene NKX2-1, whose product is annotated as NK2 homeobox 1. Gene Ontology annotation, biological process: regulation of transcription by RNA polymerase II; cell differentiation. Gene Ontology annotation, molecular function: RNA polymerase II cis-regulatory region sequence-specific DNA binding; DNA-binding transcription factor activity, RNA polymerase II-specific. The coding region runs from base 586 to 1698 and encodes 370 amino acids. Lineage: Eukaryota; Metazoa; Chordata; Mammalia; Artiodactyla; Cervidae. The record is from RefSeq and is a predicted model, not a curated record. Gene Ontology annotation, cellular component: nucleus. The transcript has 4 exons.
GUGGGGGUGGGGAAGCAUAGCCGCGUGGGGGUUGAGGGGGCGGGGUGGGCAUGAGGCCGAAGGCCCUGGGCCUCUGAGAAGACCCUGAGCUGGGGAGAAGGGGGGGCGCGGGGAUCUGGGACAGCCUCUCGGCGGCAGCCGAUCCCCCCCUAGCUCAGCGCCCCCUCCGCCCGCUGGGAUUCUCUCUCGGGUAGGGGGGAAAGGGGGCGGGGAGCAGAGGUGUCCUUCUGACGGCGGCAGAAGAGGCAGACAGACUGACAGACAAGCAGACCAACAGUGCGGCCCCGGGGUGCGGCCCCUGACUCCCGAGCUUCCUUGGUGGCGACUGGGGCUCGGCGCCGCGAAGCCAGAUGUGGUCCGGAGGCAGUGGGAAGGCGCGGGGCUGGGAGGCCGCGGCGGGAGGGAGGAGCGGCCCCGGCAGGCUCAGCGCUUACGCCCCGCCUCUGGUGGCUGCCUAAAACCUGGCGCCGGGCUAAAACAAACGCGAGGCAGCCCCCGAGCCUCCACUCAAGCCAAUUAAGGCGGACUCGGUCCACUCGGUUACGUGUACAUCCAACAAGAUCGGCGUUAAGCCGCCGCCGAAUCAUGUCGAUGAGUCCAAAGCACACGACUCCGUUCUCAGUGUCUGACAUCUUGAGUCCCCUGGAGGAAAGCUACAAGAAAGUGGGCAUGGAGGGCGGCGGCCUCGGGGCUCCGCUGGCGGCUUACAGGCAGGGCCAGGCGGCACCGCCGGCCGCGGCCAUGCAGCAGCACGCCGUGGGGCACCACGGCGCAGUCACCGCCGCCUACCACAUGACGGCGGCGGGGGUGCCCCAGCUCUCGCACUCCGCCGUGGGGGGCUACUGCAACGGCAACCUGGGCAACAUGAGCGAGCUGCCGCCGUACCAGGACACCAUGCGGAACAGCGCCUCGGGCCCCGGAUGGUACGGCGCCAACCCAGACCCGCGCUUCCCCGCCAUCUCCCGCUUCAUGGGCCCGGCGAGCGGCAUGAACAUGAGCGGCAUGGGCGGCCUGGGCUCUCUGGGGGACGUGAGCAAGAACAUGGCCCCGCUGCCAAGCGCACCGCGCCGGAAGCGCCGGGUGCUCUUCUCCCAGGCGCAGGUGUAUGAGCUGGAGCGACGCUUCAAGCAACAGAAGUACCUGUCCGCGCCGGAGCGCGAGCACCUGGCCAGCAUGAUCCACCUGACGCCCACGCAGGUCAAGAUCUGGUUCCAGAACCACCGCUACAAGAUGAAGCGCCAAGCCAAGGACAAGGCGGCCCAGCAGCAACUGCAGCAGGACAGCGGCGGCGGCGGCGGGGGCGCGGGGUGCCAGCAGCAGCAGCAGCAAGCGCAGCAGCAGUCCCCGCGCCGCGUGGCCGUGCCGGUCCUGGUGAAAGACGGCAAACCCUGCCAGGCGGGCGCCCCCGCGCCGGGCGCCGCCAGCCUGCAAGGCCACGCGCAGCAGCAGGCGCAGCAGCAGGCGCAGGCCGCUCAGGCGGCCGCGGCAGCCAUCUCAGUGGGCAGCGGUGGCCCCGGCCUGGGUGCCCACCCGGGCCACCAGCCGGGCAGCGCGGGCCAGUCUCCGGACCUGGCGCACCACGCCGCCAGCCCCGCGGCGCUGCAGGGCCAGGUCUCCAGUCUGCCCCACCUGAACUCCUCGGGCUCGGACUACGGCACCAUGUCGUGCUCCACCUUGCUAUACGGUCGGACCUGGUGAGAGCACGCCGGGCCGGCCUAGCCCAGCGCUCUGCCUCAUCGCUUCCCCUCCUGCCCGGUCACACACCACCAACCAGCCGCUAUACCCCGCGCUUCGACUUUUCUUAAGAACCUGUCCCGUUGAGACCAACGGAAAAAACACAAAGACCAAACUGCUGGACGUCUUUCUUUUCUUUCCUUUUUUUUUCUAAAAUGUGCAGGAUUUUUUUUUUUUUUUUAAGAAAAUAAAACAACCAAGCGAAUCCAAUUCUUCUAAGGAGUCUUUAAACAGAGAAGGACAUAACAAGAACCGCUUUGGGGGUGUCUUUGGGGUGAUUCAAAUGGGUUUCCCACGCUCGGGCGGGAUGUAGUUUGGAGACGGCUCUACGCUGACAUGGCUCUGGACACUUAAGAUCGAAAUCUUCACUCUGGGUACACCGUGCCAGGAAAGUGGACUCGCUUGUAAAUACCGGGAUUUCUUUGAAGGGGCGACAGGGGGCUGGGGAAAGGAAAAGACGGAACCCACUUGCCACUGACACAAAGGAAAUGCCCCCUCCUGCCCCCUCUGGCCACCCAGGCUCAGCUGAGACCGGCCCUGGUUAAAAUCGUUUUAUGUUUGAUGUGAACUUGUAGUUGUAAAACGCUGUCAAAAGUUGGACUAAACACUUAGUUUUUAGUAAUCUGUACAUUUUGUUGUAAAAAGCAAAAACAAGAAAACCAGUCCCCGUCCCCAUCCCCAGCCCAUCAUAUUUUUUAUGGGCCAAGACAAAUCUGUGUAUAUUAUUUGGCAGUUUGGUAUUUGCAGCGUCAGUCUUUUUCUGUUGUAACUUAUGUAGAUAUCUGGCUUAAAUAUAGUUCCUAAGAGGCUUCUAAUAAAUUAUACAAAUUAAAAGGAUUCUUUUUCUGAUUAAAAACCCCA